AUGGUGUCAGAGGAAGGACCUCUUUACCCGCACCGGGCCAAGUGCGCAGGCAUGCCGCGAGGACGCCCCGCGAAGAAGCCUCGCUACACGGAGCCCGAGACCGACUCCGAGUCGGCUACUUCCGCCGAUGCCUUAGGCUUAGAGCACAUUUCCGAGGAAUCGGCAAGCGAGGAGGAGACCGAGAGAGUCCACAACCAGCCGGUUAAGAAAGCAGCCAAGUCGGUCAAGAAAACAGCCAAGAAGCCGGCCAAAGAGCAGUCCCUCGGCGCCCCAACCGACAAGGACACCGAGUCCGAGUCCGAGUCCGAGAGCGAAGACGGACAAGACAGCAGCGCCAGCGAAGACGAGAUGGUCACCGCGGCCAUCGAGGACGACGCCUCAGAGUCAGAGGCAGAGGACCGGAUCAAGGUGCCGGAGGAGCUUCGUCCCCUGCUACGGGACCUUGCCAACGUGCUGAACUUCAUCGCGCGUGCCAAGAAGGAGGGAAUCGACCCGGAAGACCCCGAGGCCGUCGGCGAGGCCUGCGAGCGCUGGAGAUUUGAGGGGCUGACGCCCGAGGACGUCGCGCGGGAGAAAUCCGAGAUCGUCAUGAAGAAGCUGCUGGAGAUCUCGGUGGCCAAGCUGUGCGAGUUGAUCCCGAAGGCCAAGAAACUGCAGGUUGACCUUCGCGAGUCUGGGAGUAUCACGCUUACUGGGAGGGACGUCCGUCCUGACGGGCCGGAUGCAGAUGACUACGAGAAGUACAAAGGUCUGCCGUUGUCGGAAUGGCCACUGGAUCGGUUUUUUGGAGCGGACGCUUAG
This is a messenger RNA of Anthostomella pinea, 801 nucleotides long. The record is from the annotation of a GenBank genome assembly. NCBI's taxonomy places the organism in Eukaryota, Fungi, Ascomycota, Sordariomycetes, Xylariales, Xylariaceae.